AUGCCUUCCACCACGAUCUCCCAAUUCGACUCCAUUGAGGACACAAUAGAAGCGUUCAAGAAGGGCGAAUUCAUCAUCGUGCUAGACUCGCAGGACCGCGAAAAUGAAGGCGACCUCAUCAUUGCCGCCGAGUCCAUCACCGCCGCCCAGAUGGCCUUUCUGGUCCGCUACACAAGCGGCCUGAUCUGCGCCCCCAUCACCCCCGAAAUCGCCACCCGUCUGCAGCUUCCGCAGAUGGUCCUCGAGAACACCGACCCCAAGGGCACCGCCUACACCGUCUCAAUCGACUCCAGCGACCCGUCCGUGACGACGGGCAUCUCCGCGCAAGACCGCAGUCUGGCCUGCCGAACGCUCGCAUCCCCCACCGCUCGCCCCGAGGACUUCCGACGACCGGGCCAUAUCAUCCCGCUUCAGGCGCGCAGCGGCGGCGUGCGCGAACGCAAGGGACACACCGAGGCCGCCGUGGAGUUCUGUCGGUUGGCCGGGAAGGCGCCGGCGGGUGUCAUUGCCGAGCUGGUGGAGGAUGGCGAGAUCGUCGAGGGCGUGCCGGAGAUCCGCGGCGAUAAUGGUAUGAUGCGCCGGGAUGCGUGUCUGCGGUUCGGGAAGAAAUGGGGUAUCAAGGUGUGCACGAUUGAGGAUUUGGUGGAGUAUUUGGAGAAGACGGAGGGUCCGGCUCCGGUUACGAAUGGGAAGCAUUGA
Messenger RNA from Aspergillus terreus NIH2624, 699 nucleotides. RefSeq names its product 3,4-dihydroxy-2-butanone-4-phosphate synthase RIB3. Bases 1 to 699 code for a protein of 232 amino acids. Gene Ontology annotation, biological process: riboflavin biosynthetic process; aerobic respiration. Gene Ontology annotation, molecular function: 3,4-dihydroxy-2-butanone-4-phosphate synthase activity. The transcript is spliced from 3 exons. Gene Ontology annotation, cellular component: cytosol; mitochondrial intermembrane space. The record is from RefSeq and is a predicted model, not a curated record. Lineage: Eukaryota; Fungi; Ascomycota; Eurotiomycetes; Eurotiales; Aspergillaceae.